Podospora bellae-mahoneyi is the source of this 810-nucleotide messenger RNA. RefSeq lists its product as uncharacterized. The coding region runs from base 1 to 810 and encodes 269 amino acids. The transcript has a single exon. The record is from RefSeq and is a predicted model, not a curated record. NCBI's taxonomy places the organism in Eukaryota, Fungi, Ascomycota, Sordariomycetes, Sordariales, Podosporaceae.
AUGAAGUCCACCACCGUUCUCGCCAGUCUAUUGGCAUCUGUUGCCCUCGCCCAGCCUCACCAUGGCGGCCACGGCCACCUCCACCGCAGAAAGGCCCAUCAUGACAAGCGUGCCAUCGUGACCGAGUGGGUAACCGAGACUGUCCACGAAACUGUGACGGUUCUCAUCGACGAGAGCACCACCGAGGUCAUCCUACCCACCAAGCCCGCUGCUGCCGAAGUCAAGGUGUCGGACCUCCCUGAGCCCCGUCCUGGCCAGUUCUUCGAGAGCCUAAAGUCCAAGUCAUCAGUGGCCCCCGUCACAUCAGUGGCACCACCCCCUCCCCCUCCUCCACCUGUUGUCGUGGAGCCAACUCCUACUCCUUCUCCCUCUCCCCCACCUGCUCCUGUUCAGGCCCCUCCUCCUGUUCAAGCCCCUGCUCCCCCUCCGGCGAACAACAGCCCUCCCGCUGCCAAAGGUGGCAGCGAAUCCGGCUCCAGCUCCAAACCCAGCGGCGAAGUUCACAACGGCGAUCUCACCUACUACGAUCUCGGACUUGGUGCCUGCGGCUUCGAUGACAGCGGGCUCGACCACACUGACAACAUUGUUGCACUCUCUCACUUGAUGAUGGGGACUCAGUCCAACGGCAACCCCUACUGCGACAAGACCAUCACCGUCAAGGUCGGCAGCAAGACCGUCCAGGCCCGUGUCCGCGACAAGUGCAUGGGCUGCGAGCGGGAGGCCAUCGACUGCUCCGAGAAGAUGUUCUUGGAGCUGUUUGGCUCGUUGGAGGCCGGCAGAAGGCCAGUCGAGUGGUGGUUCAACAACUAA